AUGCCAAACCUUCUUACUCUUCCCCGUGAGCUACGAGAUGAAAUCUAUAGGCAUUUCAUCACCCAAACACCCCCAGCCACGCCCCAUCGCACUCCCAUCCCGCCUAAGCAAUCAUCUCCCCCCUCCGUUUCAGUAGAACAAAGCCAACGGAACUCUUCCUCGAUCAUAAAACGAUUCUCGAGAUUGCCACCCCAUACCCCUUCUUGUGUCACUUCCAACUCUACUACCUCCUCCACAUCCUUCACCACCACGUCCUCUCUCGGGUCCAAUUACGUCCCCCACGAAUCCACAAUCCGCUAUCCCAUUCAGCAACCAACACCCCACACAGCACCCCUCCUCUUCACCGCCAACCACCGCCUAACCCACGACCUCCACACACACCUCAGCUCCACACGCACCCCCAUUGCUUUCCUCGCCGACGUCCGCCUCCACACACCACCCAACCUCCUCUACCCAACCUGGAUCAGCGUGCCAGCAUCCACAGCGCUUCUAGCACGUCUUAAGCGCUCAAUUGAUGUAUUGGACGUCAAUUUGAGGAUGAGGAUGGGGAAGACGGGGACGGUUUGCACGGUUAAUGACUGUGCGGAGGUGGAUGAGGUGGAGGGGUUGAAAAGGAGGAUUUCGAGGGGUGGGAGGAGUGGGAGCUGGGCUAAUGCGUUUGAUGGGGGUUUGGUGUUGCUUUGGAGGUUCUUGGAGGGGGGGAUUGGGUUUGGGGUUAAAGGGGUUGAGGAGAAGGAUGGUGGAGACGGGAAAGGGGAUGGGUGGCGGGGGAGGUUGCGGUGGUUUGGGAGAAUGAAGGGGAAAAAGGAACCGUAUGAGGAUGGGGAUGAGAUCAGUGAUGAGGAGGAGGGGAGCUGGGGGAAGACAGGGGAAGGAGAAGGAAGAAGAAACGAGACGAAAGCCAAAUCCCAAACCAAACUGGGCAAAGCAAGCGUUCACGUUAACCUCUUCAUCCUGAAUUGCCUCGAUGUAACCAGUUAUAUAUUCUCUGAGAUAAACGAGGAGGUUAACAAUGAUCACAUGCGGGAAGUCUUCGAUGAAGUAACUGCGAAUUUUGACCAUUACUUUUACAUGCCGGGAUAUGACACGCCCCCGCAUUAUCCAUUUUUUGAAGAGUCCAAUUGGUAUCGGAAGGGUUACCGAGAGAGCAAUGGUGAGAGCGAUGAUUCAGCUCAACUGCACAGCCAUCUCGAAUGUAUGCAUAUCGCUAACCUUGGACUCGAGAAUACCUCCCCUUGCAGAGUACGACCCCGUAUUUCCCGUUUGCAAAUGUGGGAAUAUGGAACAUUUGAGUUGCAGCGGGCCGCGACGGAUAGAUGA
Paracoccidioides lutzii Pb01 is the source of this 1320-nucleotide messenger RNA. RefSeq lists its product as hypothetical. The record is from RefSeq and is a predicted model, not a curated record. Bases 1 to 1320 code for a protein of 439 amino acids. The transcript is spliced from 2 exons.